AUGACACAAGCGUCAGGCGCUGAUUAUAUCUUCAAAAUUGUUCUUACUGGUGACUCAGGCGUUGGAAAAUCAUGUCUUUUAUCCCGAUUUACUCGUAAUGAGUUUUCACUAGAGAGUCGAUCGACUAUUGGAGUCGAAUUUUCUACCAAAGAAAUUCAAAUGGAUGGAAAAAUAGUUAAAGUUCAAAUUUGGGAUACAGUUUUAGCUGGUCAGGAACGCUUCAUGGCGAUUACAAAAGCAUAUUAUCGUAAUGCUCUAGGUGCGCUCGUUGUUUUUGAUUUAUUGAAACCAUCAAGCUUUCAAAACCUCGAUCAAUGGUACAAUGAAGUUCGAGCUAAUGCUGGUGCAGAUUGCUCUGUUAUUCUAAUUGGAAACAAAGCUGAUCAACGACAUAUUCGAGCUGUUCAGUAUGAAGAUGCGAAACGCUAUGCUGACGAACGGAACAUCCCAUUCAUCGAAACCUCAGCACUGGAUGCAACAAAUGUUGAACAAGCAUUUCGCACACUCAUCACUGACAUUUAUCGACAUUGGGCUGCUCGAAUGGAUGCUAUGAGAGACGAUUCGAUCUCCACAUCGCUGCCACCUCCGAUGACAAAACCAAGUAUAAAACUAGAUGAUCAUUCAAACAAUCCUUCGACGGCAACAACGACAAAACCGUGUUGUAGUAACUCUUAA
Messenger RNA from Adineta ricciae, 675 nucleotides. The record is from the annotation of a GenBank genome assembly. NCBI's taxonomy places the organism in Eukaryota, Metazoa, Rotifera, Eurotatoria, Adinetida, Adinetidae.